UGGUUGUAGUGAAAUAAACCGUCAAAUUUCUUCUAAUUUCCGUCCAAAUGUACAGACAUAUAAAACAAUACGUUAGAUACACGUGACGUUAAAGUGGUUUAGAUUUAAUAUGGCUCAAACAAAAAGAUCAUGGAAACUUCAGGAGUUUGUAGCUCAUGGGGCAGAUGUCCACUGUCUGGCCAUGGGUCACAAAUCUGGCCGUGUCAUGGUGACCGGAGGAGAAGACCGGAAAGUCAAUCUAUGGGCAGCAGGAAAACCUCACUGCAUUAUGAGCCUUACAGGACACACAAUGACUGUGGAGGCAGUGCGGUUUGGCCAUGCUGAAGAUAUGGUUGUAGCGGGCUCAUUAUCAGGGGCACUCAAGGUGUGGGACCUGGAACAAGCUAAAAUAUUGAGAACCUUGACGGGACAUAGGGCAGGAAUUACUGCUCUUGAUUUCCACCCAUACGGGGAUUAUUCUGCAUCAGGGUCAAUGGAUUCCAACAUCAAAUUAUGGGACAUCAGAAGGAAAGGUUGUAUAUUCACAUAUAAGGGCCACAAUAAUGGAAUUAACUGUCUCAGGUUUAGUCCCGAUGGAAGGUGGAUAUCAUCUGCUGGGGCUGACUCUGUCAUUAAGAUAUGGGAUUUAACAGCAGGGAAGCUGAUAACAGAUCUCAAAGGCCACAAAGGACCGGUGAAUGUGGUUGAGUUUCAUCCAAAUGAAUUGUUGCUGGCAUCCGGCAGUGCCGACAGGACUGUAAGGUUCUGGGACUUGGAAUCAUUCCAGGAAGUUAGUUCCACAGAGGGUGAUUCAACUCCAAUCAGGACCAUAAAAUUUCACCCUGAUGGCAUGUGUCUGUACAGUGGAAGUCGCGACAUGCUGAAGGUCUACAGCUGGGAGCCUAUCAUGUGUCUUGAUUCUGUCCCGGUCAACUGGGGAGAGGUGUCCGAUAUGGCUAUUGCAGAAAACCAGCUGAUAGGCGCAUCAUUUUUACACAGCAGUGUUUCCAGUUAUGUGAUAGCUUUAGAGCGUGUACAGCCAGUGGGUGGGGUUACCCAACAGGAACCAUCCCGUCAUUUAUCCAGUAGUCGCAAAAAUUAUGGAAUGGAAAGACCUGCAACACAGUCAACAAGACAGGCCAGUUUUCCGAAAGAGGAUGCCGAUGAGCCUGCGAAGAACCAGGUGGAAGAGCCGGGCAACAGCGUGUCGGCUGACAUUCAGAACCAGGACGACUACCGCGAACUCUUCCAGGUCAACUGUCGACGAAUCGAUGACAAAAACACAUGGCAAGUUGGGAAAAAGGCCAAUAAGGCCUUGUCACAGCCAAAGAAGGUGGAACCUUUUCGCCCACCGCCAGAUGACCCUCCAGCUGAGCCAGAGCCAGUGAAACAGAGGGCUCCAGUGAAGCCGGUCGAGCGACGAACAAACACACCCACGGAACGCAAGACGUCGGCCGAAUCAAAACGACCAGUGCCACAGGCAGAUAAACCUGAUGAUAAACCUUCUGGUGUGGCAGCUGAGGAUUUCCUACCAAAGCGAUUUGGCGGCAUGGAUAACAACUGUAACCUGACUGAGUCUGACGUGCUCGGGUCGCUGCAGAAAGGUCACGCCGCCAUGGAGCAGGUGUUGUCCAACCGUGGUCGCAACCUGCAGAUUGUCCGAGCCAUGUGGACUGCGGGCAACACAAAGACUGCUGUUGAUUCUGCUAUAAGUAUGAAUGACCCAGCUGUAAUGGUGGACAUUCUUAAUGUACUGAACUCUAAAACUGCUCUGUGGAAUCUAGAUCUUUGUACAAAUUUGUUACCACAACUGAAGGAACUACUCAGCAGCAAAUAUGAAUGUUAUGUUGUCACCACUUGUGCAUCCCUGAAGUUGAUUCUGAAGAACAUGGGCCCAGUGAUUAAGGCCAACCUGACAGCUCCACCCAGUAUAGGAGUUGAUAUAUCUAGAGAGGAGAGAUACAAAAAAUGCAAUGCAUGUUAUACCAUACUGAUGUCAAUAAGAAGUUCCCUGGACAAACAGCAGAAUCUUCAGGGCAAACUGGGAAGUACCUUCAAGGAGUUACAGAUUCUCAUGGGAAAUGUAUUAUAAUGGAGACAGUACAUUUCACCUAUACGACUGAACUGUUCAUUAUAAUGGAGACAAUACAUCCUAGCUAUAUGACAGUACUGUUCAUUAUAAUGGAGACAGUACAUUUCAGCUAUAUGACUGUACUGUUGAUUAUAAUGGAGAUGAUACAUCCUAGCUAUAUGACUGUACUCUUCAUUAUAUUAGUGACAACACAUUUCAGCUAUAUGACUGUACUGUUUGUUGUAAUAGAGACAAAAUACAUCCUAGCUAUACGACUGUACUGUUCAUUAUAUUGGUGACAACACAUUUCAGCUAUAUGACUGUCCCAUUCAUUAAACUACACUUUUUGUAGAUCUGCACGCCACACACAAAAUUUCUCAAGUUGUGAAACAGUUCAUCUACUUACAUUUGUCGAUUAACCCUUUCAAAGCCUCCGAAUGACCUUUGGACCUGACUGUCAGUAGGAUUAAUAAUGUGCUGAAGAAAGAACCCUAGGAGAGAAAGGGUUAAUUAAACACUGGUUGUUUGAUGCUGGUGUACAGAGGUUGUCUCUCUUACACUGUGACGUGUCUUGUGUCGGAGGGGGAGUGAAGGUUGGUUUGUGUAACUGCUUUGUGAAGAUGUUCACUGUACCGUGACCGGUGUGAUGACGGAGUGUCACCUGCGACGAUGAUGUGUUGGCCUCUUUACUGAGGACUUUAUUCCUAUGCACCAAAAAGUUUACUUACAUUCCAUCCAUCAGUUUAUUAGUUUUGCCUUUUUAACCAUUUCGGAGAAGAAAACCAUCUUACAGAUACAGAUAUGUUAAAUCUAUAAAUAUAUAUAAUGUAUAUAUUUUAAAAAACAUCACCACCACCAGUGUAGAUAUAUAAAAUAAGUGCUUGAUGCAUAUACCACAAAUGCACCAAUUUUGAAGUGAAAGAUUCAUGAAGUGUUUUCUGAAAUGUGUCGUAGGAGAAAAGUUUAAUUUUCAACAGAUUAAGGAUGAUUCCGACCUUCUAUGGAACGAUGUUUGACCAAUGUGUGUGAAAUCAAUGGAGCUAACUUAUUCUCCAAGGAUGACUACUGCUGUUGAUCAACCUUCGUGAAAACAGUAGUUUGAAUUAUUUGUUUCUAGAUUAUAGCAUUAAACUUAAAGGCAUUGAACUUGGGUCUUAAUGUACAAUCAUAAAUUUAUUUUACCUCAUAGACAAGACACCAAUGAAUAUAAUUAAAAAAUUGGAAAUAUUUCUUGAAAUCCAAGACAUUACAUAUUAAUGUUACAUCAAAUUCCACGCUUAUUUGGCUUAGUUUAUUUUUAAAGAAUGUAAAGUCAACUAGUCUUUAGAUUGAAACUAAGUAAGAGAAGAUAUGUUGAUAUAAGAUUGAUUUGUUUUUAGUUUAUAUGUUUAUUACUAAGCUCUUGUGAUUUGUGAUGGCCUCUCUGGGGGUUUUCUUGCAGAACACCGAUUUAAGGACAAAAAUUUUUUUUACCACUUGCACCUAUUUUGUUUUAAUUUUCUUUGAAUAUGCACAGAGAAAUUUGGUUUGUUUCUGUUCACAAAUAAAAAUGCAACAAUUGAAGAUGAAUUAUUGCCAAUUUUCGAAGUAUUACAUAUACAGGGAUGUGCUUAAGCUGGGCACAGCUAGCAAUCAUCCCAAAUUAGCACACUGCACUUUCAGCCAAAUUAGACUUUUUGCCUCGCAUUAAUAAUUUGAUAAGCGGGACGUAACACAACAGAAAAGUGUUCCCUUGAUGUGCGGUUGGUCUAGGAUCAAUCCCCGUCAGUGGGCCCACUGGGCUAUUUCUCAUACUAGCCAGUGCACCACAACUGGUAUAUCAAAGGCUGUGGUAUGUGCCAUCCU
Messenger RNA from Gigantopelta aegis, 3895 nucleotides. Its product is annotated as katanin p80 WD40 repeat-containing subunit B1-like. Gene Ontology annotation, molecular function: microtubule binding. NCBI's taxonomy places the organism in Eukaryota, Metazoa, Mollusca, Gastropoda, Neomphalida, Peltospiridae. The transcript has 21 exons. Gene Ontology annotation, biological process: microtubule severing; microtubule depolymerization. The coding region runs from base 110 to 2071 and encodes 653 amino acids. The record is from RefSeq and is a predicted model, not a curated record. Gene Ontology annotation, cellular component: katanin complex.